CUUCGCCCUCAGUUUUGCGAUGUGAUUCGUCGUCUUCGUCUUUGUCGUCGUCAUCGUCCUCUUCGUCGCCGACGCCAUGGAGGAGUGCGCGAGCGCGGGUCCGGCGACGCUUCCCGAGAGCGGGGUCACGGCGGACGCCGCCUCCGCCGCCGCGGGGCGCAGCGAAGGGCGGAGGAGCCUCGCCUCCGAGGAGAGCCCGAUGAGGAGUUCUCAGGAUAUGGAUUUGAUGUCGACUGAGUGGACAGAUGAGAAGCACAACCUAUAUCUCAAUUCCAUUGAAGCAUCAUUUAUUAGUCAAUUAUACAGUAGUGAAUACAGCUUAGAUGAUUUUCACGGAUUAUCACCAAUCACUAAGAAGGAUAAUGCAUCUGCAUCAAACAUUAACCACCGGAGCACUGGUCAGUUCAAAGUUCAGCGUGAUGGUUCUUGGGGGAAAAUAAACUUUGAGAGGGCGACAAAUCACGUAGAAAACAAAGCUCGGCUACUUACUGCAAACCCCUGGAUCCAGCAUUUCAGAUCACCUUUAAUUCGCAGGGAACGAGAGACGAAAUCAUCAGAGCAAAACGGUAGCAUGGAUAUGGCCAUAAUGGAAUCAGGCCAUGGGAAAUACAGAGAAGAAUUUGCUAGCUCUGAGCAUCCUAUGGAUACCUGUUCUCAGAUUUAUUACCAAGCAUCUGAUGGAAGCACUGCAGAGGUGAUGGAUCAGAAUUUUGUGGAUAUGAACUCUAAAGAAAAGCUAAUUGGAUCGAAAAAGAGGAGAAGAAUGAGAACUAAACUUAGCUCUGAAACCAAAGGAAACUGCACCUGAGAAGCCAAUCCCCGCAGAAAAUACUGAUAAUAGUUUCACUGCCCUGGAGGGAAAAAAGUUGCAGAAUUUGCUAGAAACUACUUCUCUGAAGUUUAGCCUGAAGCUGAUUCUACAUUGAUUUAGAAUUCAACGAUAUGUUUAUCGACAAGUAACAAUUCAUGUUAUACAAUAUCACAUAGAUUUUGUACAUUGUACAUUUGUCGCUUUCUUUCAGACUCGUUGCUUCAUGGAUUGAGAGAGGUGCUGUGAGUGCGCAGAACUCAGAUUUCAUACAGGUCGGAGGCAAAGUCGUGAGCUCGCGAAAUGGGGGAGCCCAGUUUUAUUUCAUAGAUCCAUUGUGCCAAAUAGGCUUUAAAGGCAUAAUAAUGCACUAAAACAAGAACUUCAUUUAUGAACCUUUCCCCUAAAUCUACGAUCUUAGAUAUCAAUCAUCAAAAUGUAUCAUGCAUGGUCAGUAUUAUGGACGCUUUCAAAGUUAAAAGUUGUA
This is a messenger RNA of Ananas comosus (pineapple), 1295 nucleotides long. RefSeq lists its product as uncharacterized. Bases 77 to 808 code for a protein of 243 amino acids. Gene Ontology annotation, biological process: response to cold; regulation of circadian rhythm. Lineage: Eukaryota; Viridiplantae; Streptophyta; Magnoliopsida; Poales; Bromeliaceae. The record is from RefSeq and is a predicted model, not a curated record. The transcript has 5 exons.